GUUUCAGCUCAGACGAAGAUGCUCCUCCACCUAAACAUAAAAAGAGGAUGUACAUGAACCAGCCUCACCUGCGCUUUGAAAUCACCAGUGAUGAUGGAUUUAGUGUUAAAGCAAACAGCAUCGAGGUCGCCUGGCGUGCUGUGAUUGAUGGUGUCCUUGAAGCUCGUGCUGGCUUCCAUCUGAAGCAGCUGCCACUGGGUGGGAUGAGCGGGCCGCGGGUGCUCGGUGUCGUCCACGAUGCCGUCAUCUUCCUGCUGGAGCAACUGCAGGGGGCCACGAACUGCAAAUACCACCGCUUCCGCUUCCACCGCUGUGAUGCCAUCGAGGAAGAGCUUCCCCUCAACCCAAGUGGCUGCGCCCGAACUGAAAUCUACACAAGGAAAGCAACUUUUGAUAUGUUCAACUUCCUGGCAUCGCAGCACAGAGAGCCCCCGGACAUCGUCGGCCCCUUUGAUGAAGAGGAGGAUGAAUUCCCUCUCAAAUCUUCUAGACGAGCCACCAGCAGUGAGCUGCCCAUGGCGAUGAGAUUCAGGCACCUGGAGAAAAUAUCCAAAGAAGCAGUUGGAGUUUACAGAUCUCAAAUUCACGGACGUGGACUCUACUGUAAGAGGAACAUCGAGGCUGGGGAGAUGGUGAUCGAGUACGCUGGCACCGUCAUCCGCUCUGUACUGACUGAUAUGAGGGAGAAAUAUUAUGACAGCAAGGGCAUCGGCUGCUACAUGUUCCGCAUCGACGACUUCGACGUGGUGGACGCGACGAUGCAGGGCAACGCCGCUCGCUUCAUCAACCACUCGUGCGAGCCCAACUGCUACUCCCGCGUCAUCAACGUGGACGGCCGCAAGCACAUUGUCAUCUUCGCCCUGAGGAAGAUCUACCGCGGCGAGGAGCUCACAUACGACUACAAGUUCCCCAUCGAGGACGAGGACAGCAAGCUGCACUGCAACUGCGCGACGAGACGCUGCCGCCGUUUCCUAAAUUAGUAUGACACUGCGCACCAAUGCUCAUCUUGUUGAAUAAUGCACUUGAAUUCGGAAAGUGGACUUUGACGAAUCGAUGAAGGCGACUGCUGUGACGUAGCCAUAAGGAGAGAGGUCGCCGAUGUGCACAGAUCUGAUCUACUGAGUCUUCACUUCAUUGGAAGCUUAAUUUAUCGACUGGGCGAAAAACCAGAUUAGAGCCAUAUGUCAAAGCUUGGGAAGAAGACUAUUUAUUCAGUUUGUGACUGCUGGAUUGUUGCUCUCGUUUUGUUCAUUUUGUUGUUAUUCAUUUACUUUCUGAUACACCUCACUCUUUCAGUCUUUGUCAGCAGUAGCCUCUGCUGGAGCUCGGGAGGUGACGACUACCAGCCAAAAAUGGUGCAAACUAAAAUAACCUGAUUUGCAUUUACUAUAAUGUAAAGAUGGAUCCAUUACUAUGCUGGUGACAGGGUGUCUUUGGUCUCAGAAAGGGAUGACAACAACUAAUUUAACUCAGCACCUUAUUUUGAAAAGACCCUCUCAGGCAGCACUGGUGUCACAGCAGACGAGACUGAUUUUUUAUUUCAGAUUAAAAGUAACUCAAAGCACCUUGUGCACGUUGUAGUGCAGCUACAUUUUAACAUCACUCUGGACGCCACAGGGAUGACAAUAAGGUGCUGAUGACAUUUACCCUAAUGGGUACUUUUAAUAAGAGUCACCCAAACUUUUUCCACCUCUCAGAAAAAUCUCACUUUUAUUUGUAACAGCAGAGAUGCUGCGAUCGAAAUGCUUUUAUCUCACUAACCUGUUCUUUAUCUGUUCAUUUGUGCUGUCAGUGUAUUUUAAGGUCAAUGAGGGACUUUUCCACAGUGCAGGGUUAAAAUUGAAUAUUGAGAUCUUGCUCUGCUCGGUCCCUUAUGAAUCUUUCCUUUUUUUUUUUUUGUA
This is a messenger RNA of Paralichthys olivaceus (Japanese flounder), 1901 nucleotides long. NCBI's taxonomy places the organism in Eukaryota, Metazoa, Chordata, Actinopteri, Pleuronectiformes, Paralichthyidae. The record is from RefSeq and is a predicted model, not a curated record.